GAAAAAUCAAUACAGUGUCUCAGCUGUGGCGCUAAAAGGAAAAUUCAAAUUUUCCACAUAGUGGUCGUUUCUCUCUCUCUCUCUCUCUCUCUCUGUGGAAAUAUCAGAAGAAAUGGAAACCCAGAAAGGGCAAGAAAGCCCAAAGAGAGAAUGGUCCUUGCGAGACUUCGAGAUCGGAAAACCCCUGGGCAAAGGGAAAUUCGGGCGAGUCUACGUUGCCCGAGAAGCCAAGAGCAAGUAUAUAGUGGCAUUGAAGGUGAUAUUCAAGGAGCAAAUCGAGAAGUACAAGAUUCAACAUCAGCUGAGGAGAGAGAUGGAGAUUCAGACCAGUCUCAGGCACCCCAACAUUCUUCGCCUCUACGGUUGGUUCCACGACGACGAACGCAUCUUCUUGAUCCUCGAGUAUGCCCAUGGCGGUGAGCUUUAUGGGCUUCUCAGGAAAACUAAUUACCUCUCUGAGAAACAAGCCGCCACUUACAUUCUGAGCUUGACGCAAGCUUUGGCGUAUUGUCACGAGAAGAAUGUCAUUCAUAGGGAUAUAAAGCCUGAAAAUUUGCUUCUGGAUCAUGAGGGUCGACUGAAAAUUGCAGACUUUGGAUGGUCGGUACAGUCCAGAAGCAAGAGACAGACCAUGUGUGGAACUUUAGAUUAUUUAGCACCAGAAAUGGUGGAGAACAGACCUCAUGAUUAUGCAGUUGACAACUGGACUUUGGGCAUUCUUUGCUACGAGUUCCUCUAUGGUGUUCCUCCCUUUGAGGCAGAAAGUCAAACGGAUACAUUCAGAAGGAUAAUAAAGGUUGACCUAAGCUUCCCUUCUGAACCUCAAGCUUCUGCAGAAGCUAAACAUCUCAUUACCCGGCUUCUUGUCAAAGACUCCUCAAAGAGGCUCUCUCUUCAGAGGAUCAUGGAACACCCUUGGAUAGUCAAGAACGCCGAUCCAACGGGUAUCUGCAAAUAGCUAGCUUUUCUAACUGUCAUCAUGCUCUAACCAUGGCUGUGGGGAGCUGGCAUAGCUGAGUUUGGUAUAUUUAGAGGGAAUGUUUUGGUCAAAAUCUCAUCAGCACCAAGAGACAAUUAACUUAUCUACUAUGUUCAGCAGCCUUGAGUUUCAUGUACCAUGUUGUGUUAAGGAAAUCCUGUAGC
Molecule: messenger RNA, 1143 nt
Organism: Prunus avium (sweet cherry)
Lineage: Eukaryota; Viridiplantae; Streptophyta; Magnoliopsida; Rosales; Rosaceae
Gene: AUR3
Product: ataurora3
Biological process (GO): protein phosphorylation
Molecular function (GO): protein kinase activity; ATP binding
Source: RefSeq, a predicted model, not a curated record